Messenger RNA from Podarcis raffonei (Aeolian wall lizard), 1221 nucleotides. RefSeq names its product spermidine/spermine N1-acetyltransferase 1 (gene SAT1). Gene Ontology annotation, molecular function: N-acetyltransferase activity. Bases 303 to 839 code for a protein of 178 amino acids. The transcript has 5 exons. The record is from RefSeq and is a predicted model, not a curated record. Gene Ontology annotation, cellular component: cytosol. Lineage: Eukaryota; Metazoa; Chordata; Lepidosauria; Squamata; Lacertidae.
UUAACCCUUUCGUUCCUGUCAUUUUAAAUGCUUAAAACAUGUCAAGAGUGGAACAGCUCAAUUCCGUGCAUCCUUAUUUGGAAGUAAGUCUCAAGUGUUCGCUAGGGCCUGCUUUGGGGGCAAUGUGUGUAAGGGCUGCCUCCUUAAUCUUCUUUAGGCAAUUCCCUCAGGUCCUUCAGGGUGUAGAAUCAAUACUGUAGAUAAUCCAUUAACUGUAUAGUUCCCUACUGGAUUUUCACUCUUCUCAGAAGAGAAGCAGAUAGUAUUCUAUAAAAUGGGUUUUUCUAUAUAGACUAUGCUCCAUGGCGCAAGAAAAAGAAGUGCAAAAUAUAUUAACAGAAGUUGGUCCAAUGAAAUAUAACCAAACAUACAUGCUUUGUUUUGGACAGGAGCUUGCUAAAUAUGAAGAAAUGGAGGAUCAAGUGGUACUGACUGAAAAAGAUCUACUUGAGGACGGCUUUGGAGAACAUCCCUUCUACCACUGCCUUGUUGCAGAAGUGCCAAAAGAACACUGGACAGCUGAAGGAUACAGUGUUGUGGGCUUUGCCAUGUAUUACUUCACGUAUGACCCAUGGAUUGGAAAACUGCUGUAUCUUGAAGACUUCUUUGUAAUGAAUGAGUUCAGAGGUUUGGGCAUUGGUUCAGAAAUUCUAAAGAAUUUAAGUCAGGUGGCUGUCACAUGUCGUUGCAGCAGUAUGCACUUCUUAGUAGCUGAGUGGAAUGAGCCUUCCAUCAGGUUCUACAAGAGACGGGGAGCUUCUGACCUGUCAUCUGAGGAAGGAUGGAGACUUUUCAAAAUAGACAAGGAGUACUUGAUGAAGAUGGCAGCUGAAGAGUGAGGAGCUGAGCUCUCAGGACAAUAGCAAUUUGCAUCCAAUAAUUCCUUUUUGACUGUCCUUCCUGUUUCCAAUCCAACCUUGUAGUAAUGAAAUAAGUUAAUAUGGACCCUAAUUCAAAAGCUUUAUUACCAGUGGCAUAAAUAUGAUUGUUUGCUGGAGUUUUGGGACUCUAAUCCCACAGGCAGUGACAGUUACAGAGUCAAGUUACUUGUCUGUCUCCAUCCCCUCAUCAGUACACCUGUGAUCCUGAAAUGUAUAUUGUAUAUAACUUCAUUCUUGUAAGUGUCAUUCAAAUGUGUACAGUGUACACACUGGUAGGGUUUUUUCUUAAUUAUUUGCAUUCAUAAGCAAAUAAACUGUUUUUCAUGCUAGCAAACACAAA